AUGAUUUUGAAGGGUGGGGCUGGGCCAGACUUGGUUGUGGACCUUUCAUGGUUGAGAGAUGUCGUUAUCCACUCCACGAACAACUACUUUGAUUACUCAGAACUAAUCAAAUCCAUUGUGGGCAACCAAGACUCAAACCAACACCUCUCAAUCUUCGAUGAUGGAUGGAUAGAUGGGGAGAAAUGCCAGCAUGGUUGGGGAAACCACACACAGCUCUAUUUGUUAAAUCUCUCCAGGAAUUCGCUUGUUUCAUCUAUUCCUGAUUCGAUUACGAGGUUGCAUUAUCUGGGUGUUCUAGAUCUUCACUCAAACCAGCUAACAGGACCCAUCAACAAGGUUUUUGACAUAGAGAAGAAUGCAUGUCUCGACGGCUCAGAUGGUAGAGUGCCCAAAACACUUGGAAACUUGAGAGCAAUGCAGACUUUGGAUUUCAGCUGCAAUAAGUUGGGUUUCAACUUGCCAGAGACUUUGGCAAAUGCAAGUUCACUGGAGAAGCUGAAGCUGCGGAGAAACCACUUCGCAGAUAGGAUACCAGUUGGAAUUCUCAAUUUGGGAAAGCGGAAGGAAAUGGAUUUAUCCGAUAAUCGGCUACUGGGGGAAAUACCUGCAAGAACACCUUUCAACAACUUUCCAGAGAGAUCUUACUCUGGAAACAAAGAUUUAUGUGGUAAACCUCUUAGUCCCUGUAAGGCUUGA
Tripterygium wilfordii is the source of this 696-nucleotide messenger RNA. Its product is annotated as LRR receptor-like serine/threonine-protein kinase ERECTA. The record is from RefSeq and is a predicted model, not a curated record. The transcript has 4 exons. Gene Ontology annotation, molecular function: protein binding. Bases 1 to 696 code for a protein of 231 amino acids. NCBI's taxonomy places the organism in Eukaryota, Viridiplantae, Streptophyta, Magnoliopsida, Celastrales, Celastraceae.